This is a messenger RNA of Brugia pahangi, 1272 nucleotides long. The record is from the annotation of a GenBank genome assembly. NCBI's taxonomy places the organism in Eukaryota, Metazoa, Nematoda, Chromadorea, Rhabditida, Onchocercidae.
AUGGCAAGCGGGAUUUUGGGGAAAAAUUUGAACGAUCAGAAAGAAGGAGCACAAAUACGAAGAGCUGCAUUAGCAGAUAUGAAAAACGUUGUAACAAAUGAAGACAAUAAGAAAAUCGGCAAAGAUGAAGGUGAAAGCAAAUUUUCGUUGCUUUCUAGUAAAUUGCGGCGAUCAUCUUCAGCAUCACCAAAACGUGUACGAACGAAAGCAUUGGAGAAAAAGCAACCUAAAUGUGGCAUCACCUUAGGCAAGGGUUUGACAGAGCUCGGACCACUCAUAACGAAUGCAGGUAUGAACCUGCGUAGUCGACAUGUUUUAAAAUCUGAUGCAUUUCCAUCUAGUCAGCAUUUAAAGCUAAAGCCAACUUCUAACGAAAUAGCUGUGCAAACUGCUCCUGCCCAACCGGAAGCAAUAAAGAAAUUGUUAAAACCGUUACCAUUUUGUAAUGGAAAACGUAGUUCUGAUGACACAUACAAUAACGAAGUGGUAUACUGCGAACAGUAUGCAGCUGAUAAUUGGGAUUAUUUAUUUUAUAUCGAGAAUAAAGGAGUGGUGCCGUCGAAUUUCUUGCACGGAUCGAGGAUCACACCCAGAAAUCGAAUGAUUGCAAUAGACUGGAUUACUCGCAUGCAAAUUACUUUCAAGCUGUUACCAGAGACACAGUUAACAACGGUUAAUCUCUUCGACCGUUGUUUAAUGGCACGACGCUUUACACUUGAAAAGAGAGAAAUUCAACUAAUUUCUCUGGGCUGUGCUGUUGUAGCAGCUAAAUAUGAAGAAAUUUAUCCACCUGAAAUAUCUGAAUAUCUUAGCUCUUGUGACAAUACAAAGCAGGAGAUCGUGCGGGCGGAAAUCAAUGUGUUACAUCUCUUGAAUUUUGAUCUGAGAUAUCCUCGUGCCAUUCAAUUUAUCCGUCGUCUUACGGAACAUUACGAUCUUAGCGUUCAUACAUUGGCUAAAGUUAUUAGUGAAAUAGCAUCAUACGACUAUAAUACAUGCUGUAUGAAACCGUCGGUUAUUGCAGCUAUUUCAGUAUUCAUUGCAGCUGCACUGGAAGGAGUUGAAUUUCCAGAUAAGUUACAUCGUUUAGCAAGAGUAUCGAAGGCAGAAGCUGAACGACUAGCACCUAUUUUUGCAUCAGCCAUACUAGAAUUGAUUAGAAAUGAAAAAAGUUAUGGUGCUAUCUAUAGGCGAAUGUGCACUCAAAGAAGAAUGGUUUUCACCAAUGAAAAUAUUGCUUAUUUGACUUCACUUGUGACCAUAAGUCACUGA